CGAAGCUCCCAAUCACAAUUUCUUAGUUUCUAAUGCUUCUUCAACUUCAGAGAGACCGCCUUCUCUCAACUGCAACCGCCAUUAAACCCUUGCAAAACCCUCUGAACCAGAACAGCUUCGAGCAAAACUACCGCCAAAUUUGCAACCUUCUUCUUUCCUUCACCCAUUCCCGAUCACUCGCUAGAGGCCUCCAGCUCCAUGCACACAUCGUCAAAUUUGGAUUACAAACCAUUCCUCUCGUUUCCCACCAUCUCAUCAACUUAUACUCCAAAACCCAAUUGCCGCUUUUUUCUCUGCAGGUUUUUACUGAAGCCCCGACAAAGUCUUCCACCACUUGGAGCUCUGUUAUCUCCGCAUUUGCCCAAAAUGAGGCUCCAUUGCUUGCCCUUGAAUUCUUUCGACGAAUGGUGAAUGUUGGGAUUCGCCCAGAUGAUCAUAUUUAUCCUAGCGCCACUAAGGCUUGUGGGUUUUUAUGUAGGAGUGAUCUUGGGAAAUCUGUACAUUGUCUUGUUGUCAAGACGGGAUAUGAUUGUGAUGUGUUCGUCGGAAGUUCGCUGGUGGAUAUGUAUGCAAAAUGUGGGGAGAUUGGGGAUGCCCGCCAUGUGUUCGACGAAAUGCCUGAGAGGAAUGUGGUGUCUUGGAGUGGAAUGAUUUGUGGGUAUGCUCAACUGGAUGAGAGUAGCGAGGCAUUGACAUUGUUCAAGCAAGCUUUGGUUGAGGAUGUUGAUGUAAACGACUUCACAUUCUCCAGUGUGAUUCGGGUUUGUAGCUGCUCCACACUUCUUGAAUUGGGGAAGCAGAUCCAUGGACUGUGCUUGAAGAUGAGCUUUGAUUCCUCGAGCUUUGUUGGGAGUUCUUUGAUUUCUUUGUAUUCCAAGUGUGGGAUUAUAGAAGGGGCUUAUCAAGUUUUUGAUGAGAUACCCAUCAGAAACCUUGGCAUGUGGAAUUCACUACUGAUAGCCUGCGCUCAACAUGCUCAUACAGAGAGAGUGUUUGGUUUAUUUGAAGAAAUGGGAAGUUUGGGGAUGAAACCAAAUUUCAUUUCCUUUUUAUCUGUUCUUUAUGCUUGUAGCCACGCAGGUUUGGUUGAAAAGGGGCGAGAAUAUUUCAAUCUAAUGAGAGAUUAUGGGAUUGAACCAGAAGCUCAGCACUAUGCCUCUUUGGUGGACUUGCUUGGACGAGCUGGAAAGUUACAGGAAGCAGUUUCUGUGAUCAAACAAAUGCCAAUGCAGCCCACUGAAUCUGUUUGGGGAGCUUUGUUGACAGGAUGCAGAAUCCAUAAAGAUACAGAAAUGGCAGCUUUUGUGGCUGAAAGAGUAUUAGAAUUGAAUAGUACUAGCUCAGGUUUACAUGUUUUGUUAUCAAAUGCAUAUGCUGCUGCUGGAAGAUAUGAAGAAGCGGCUCGGAUGAGGAAACUGUUGCGCGAUCGAGGAGUGAAGAAGGAGACGGGUUUGAGCUGGGUUGAGGAGGGAAAUAAAGUUCAUACAUUCACUGCAGGUGAUAGAUCUCAUGCUAGAUGGGUAGAGAUUUAUCAGAAACUGGAAGAGUUGGAGGAGGAAAUGGCGGAAGCUGGCUAUGUUGCUGACACGAGUUUUGUGCUACGAGCAGUCGACGGUGAGGAGAAAAGCGAAACGAUUCGGUUUCAUAGCGAAAGACUGGCCAUUGUGUUCGGGCUGAUUACCUUCCCACCAGGAAGACCUAUAAGAGUUAUGAAGAAUUUGCGUGUUUGUGGUGAUUGUCAUGCAGCUAUAAAGUUCAUGUCCAAAUGCACUGGAAGGGUUCUCAUUGUUAGAGACAACAACAGAUUUCAUCGGUUUGAGGAUGGAAAAUGCUCAUGUGGCGACUACUGGUGAUUGAUAUGUAAUUUAAGGAACAGAUCUCAAUCUACUACGUGAGCAAGUCACUCCUUAAUGCUUCGAAAGGUCAACAGAUUCUAAGGUAAGGAUUGAACCAUCAGACUUUUGAUAUAAAAAUUAAUGUCUUUAUCCAUCGAGCUAGAUCUAGACUAGAUACUUAUCAUUAUAGUUUAUGGUAUAGGAAGAAGUUUGAUUUGAUAUCUCUUACAAAUUGAAAAGUUCUAUUAUCCUCGGA
Cucurbita maxima (winter squash) is the source of this 2091-nucleotide messenger RNA. RefSeq names its product putative pentatricopeptide repeat-containing protein At5g52630. The record is from RefSeq and is a predicted model, not a curated record. Lineage: Eukaryota; Viridiplantae; Streptophyta; Magnoliopsida; Cucurbitales; Cucurbitaceae. The transcript has a single exon. Gene Ontology annotation, biological process: RNA modification. Gene Ontology annotation, molecular function: RNA binding; zinc ion binding; protein binding. Bases 33 to 1853 code for a protein of 606 amino acids.